CCGGGUCAUAUUUUCACCCUGCUCUGUCUAGUGUCUCUCACGCUGCAGCUUCUGCGAAGUUGUAGGCUACAAUAGUGCUUUAAUUUGUGGGUUUUAUCUCCGGAAUCAAUCGAAAAUAUGUCUGGUAGAGAAGGAGGUAAAAAGAAGCCCCUGAAGGCGCCCAAGAAACAGAACAAGGACGUGGAUGAUGAUGACGCAGCUUUCAAGCAGAAGCAGAAGGAGGAUCAGAAAGCCAUGGAUGCCCUGAAGGCCAAAGCUGCAGGAAAAGGACCACUAACUGGUGGAGGAAUCAAGAAGUCUGGGAAGAAGUGAGGUGAAAGACUCCCUUGGCUGGCUACGUAGUGCCAGAGCAGUCUCUACCCAGAUGAUCACAGCCCCACUCCUGUCAGCUGCCCCUGGGUCCAGGCACACUUAGCAAAUGAAAUAACCCUUAAUCUUUCCCCUUGAAAAGCAGGUCCUCUGAAAUAAAGUUUUGUAACCGCAUUUCCAUUAUCAGUUUUUAAUCUUACUCGUUUUUCAUAAGUCUUCUAAUCUACAAGGGUAUAUGAGCUAAAUCAUUCCUAUACUGUUCAAACAUGCAUCGCAGGGUUUGUUUGUGUUUUUCAGCCCAUCUAGGCUGUCUUCAUCCUCUUGUGUGUGCCCCAUGAUCUCUAGUGUCUCUCAUUUCCGGUCUUCAGUUUUCUGACACCCUCCCUUAGUACCUCUAGGUUGGGCCACAUGUUAAUAGUGGUUAGGCAUUCAUUUAGGUUAGGCAUUCAUUAAAAGGUUAAUUUCAGGCUAAAUUAUUUUGCCUAACAGUGAGAGUGUGUGUGAAUGGAGAAUUCAGUGUUAUUUGUUCCUUUUUGUACAGUUUUAUUUUUACUUUUCUUGAUCAAAGUGUGGGAGAUUGACAAAUAAAAAUAAAAUUGCUGCUUCUCA
This is a messenger RNA of Hypomesus transpacificus, 918 nucleotides long. RefSeq names its product translation machinery associated 7 homolog (gene tma7). Bases 118 to 312 code for a protein of 64 amino acids. Lineage: Eukaryota; Metazoa; Chordata; Actinopteri; Osmeriformes; Osmeridae. The record is from RefSeq and is a predicted model, not a curated record. The transcript is spliced from 4 exons.